This is a messenger RNA of Delphinapterus leucas (beluga whale), 2593 nucleotides long. The record is from RefSeq and is a predicted model, not a curated record. NCBI's taxonomy places the organism in Eukaryota, Metazoa, Chordata, Mammalia, Artiodactyla, Monodontidae.
AAGUCUCCGCAGACCAGAACAAAGCCAAACCUCUAUGGGGUAUAUUGUGCCAAACGCUGAUGCAGCCAGAGAUGCAGACUUUGACUUGGUGCCAAGAAGCCCUUCCUGACUGGAGUUUCCAACAGUGGGACAGACCACCUGGGAUGCAGUGGGCUCGAGGUCCCUGGAGGUUUCAGCUCAGCAGUCACCUCCUCGAGGAGAUCUUCACUGACCACCUGGCAUGAAGCCCCCACCUGCACCCUCUCUCUCACCUCGCGAGUUUGACUUCCUUCACCGUGCUCACCGCUGUCCUCCAGCAGACCCUUUUUGAGCACCAUGCUGAAGGCAGUGGGGCUGGCCUUGAGGCCACGGAGCACGGCUGCACUCCACCUUGUGACACAGCUGUGGGACUUGGCUGUGAGGUGGAGCAGUGGGAUUCCGAUGAGCCCAUCCCCAGCAAGGACCUGGAACGGGGCGUGGCUGGGGCCCAUGGCCUGCUCUGCCUCCUCUCUGACCGCAUAGACAAGAAGCUCCUGGACGCCGCAGGAGCCAAUCUCAAAGUCAUCAGCACAAUGUCCGUGGGUGUCGACCACUUGGCUUUGGAUGAAAUCAAGAAGCGUGGGAUCCGUGUGGGCUACACCCCAGAUGUCCUGACAGAUGCCACGGCCGAACUCGCCGUCUCCCUGCUGCUCACCACCUGUCGCCGGUUGCCUGAGGCCAUCGAGGAGGUGAAGAACGGCGGCUGGACCUCGUGGAAGCCCCUGUGGAUGUGUGGCUACGGCCUCACACAGAGCACCGUUGGCAUCAUCGGGCUGGGGCGCAUAGGCCAGGCCAUUGCUCGGUGUCUGAAACCAUUCGGUGUCCAGAGAUUGCUUUACACAGGGCGCCAGCCCAGGCCUCAGGAAGCAGAGGAAUUCCAGGCAGAGUUUGUGUCCACCCAGCAGCUGGCCGCUGAGUCCGAUUUCAUCGUCGUGGCCUGCUCCUUAACACCUGCAACCAGGGGGCUCUGCAACAAGGACUUCUUCCAGCAGAUGAAGAAAACGGCCGUGUUUGUCAACAUCAGCAGGGGAGAAGUGGUGGACCAGGACGACCUGUACCAGGCCCUGGCCAGUGGUCAGAUUGCAGCUGCUGGACUGGAUGUGACAACCCCAGAACCACUGCCUACAAACCACCCUCUCCUGACCCUGAAAAACUGCGGUAAAUGCCCUUUUCUAAUCACCUCAGUCCUCCUAAGGCCAGGCCACCAGCACUGCCAAAGCCCUGCUCCUGCUGAAGGACCUGGGCUCCAGUUCUUCCCCGCAGCUGAGCCAUACUGGAGAGUGGAGUCUUCACCCUGGGAGGCACGUAAGGGAGCGGCAGAAAGCGCAAGAUUUGGCAGGCCCACUAGGAGUAAAACUGCGGUGAGAACAACACAUCACCUUUGUCCACAGCUCAGAGACAAAGCUCAGGGAAAGCACGAGGGACUGAUGACCAAUAAUUGUUAUUAACCACAGCAUGAGAGAAUUUUCUAGGAAGUUUGGUUUUAAAAAAAAGUACUGGUCACAGCAGGGUUAGCAGAGAAAGCAAUACUACUUCAUUUUUUUAUUUCAACCUUAAAAACCUAAGGCGAAGAAAAAGAACACAUAAUUAGUUAAGAGGCAUGAAUACGACAAAUUUUUUAUUUCAAAGUCUCAAAUUUUGACCAGCAUAGCACCACUGACACAGGUGCCCUGAUAGAACCUUAUGAUUUGGUCACCAGAAAUGAUUAUGCCAAGCUAUAAUUAAGGCUAACCAAUCAAAUCCAGGUACCCAAUACCAGUUAAAAUUCAGGUAGAAACUACCAAUUUGUGGGAACCCUGGGACUGGUUUUCCAGGGAACCUCUGAAUUAUUUUUUAAGUGCUACAGCAUGUACGAGGACCUGGCUCACAGGCUGGCUUCUCACAUGUAGGAACUGAUUGACUAAGAGGUAGAUGAGAGAUUCCAGAUUCCACUUAGCAGUGGAGAGGCAGGGCUCCAGCCGCUGUGUCAGAGAUAGGCCCCAAAGCAAGUCCACUUAAGCUGGAGCUCAGGUGAGGGGGCGGCUUCCUGGCACCUCCUCCUCAAGGUGGAAUGGGAGGAGGGCUGCCACUGCUCUCCGGGUGCCACCGAUUCCUCUUCCCAAGCCAGGCAGGGCCUCUCUCGUUCUCCACGCUGACCCACCUGCCUCCCAGGGUUAAUCUCACGAGUCACUGGUCCCCACAGAGGGGUGGAUGUGGAGCCUCCUCACAUCAAGUCAGAGCAUGACUGCUAACAAUUCGCCACACACAGCUGAACCUCACAGGUGAUCCCACAGCCUCCAGCCGUCUCCCCCACAUCUGAAAGGAGAGGAAUCAGAGGUUUCCCUUUUGGUUUUCCUCCCUGGGAAUCAGUUCAUAGGAGAUGCUAAGCAACGAACAUUGUAAGUUUAUCCACAGACAGAUGUGUAACUGCGUACGCUAGAUUAAGUGGAGAAAACACUCGCUGAUUACCUUUCUUUCUAAACAAAGGUAAGAACUGAAGGAUUUCACUCAAUUAUGCACAAUGGCUUGUGUCUAAAAAAGCUGUAUAAAAAAUGAACUCAUGUUCAUGCAUGAAUUAAACUGACUUCAUGAGCUC